UCAGGCAGCCCCCACCCUCUCUCCUUCCCUCUCUCUCUCUAUCUCUCUCUCCAGCACACCCUCAUUACCUCCAUUUUUGCUCCUUUAAAACAACCCAUUUGACACCCCCAAGAACUCCAGCCUUGUCAUGGGCGUGGACAUGUCGAAUAAUCCACCGACUUCUCGUACCAAAGACUUCUUUGUCGCUCCAGCACUCUCUCUCAGCCUUGCCGGGAUUUUUCGCGAUGCCGGGGCAACGGCGGCGGCAAGCAUGGAGGUGGAGGAAGGGGACGAGGGGAGCGGAGGUGGCGGCCACAGAGAAGACACGGCAGAUAUCAGCAGCGAGAACUCCGGCCCCCUCAGAUCAAGAUCCGACGACGAGUUUGACGGCGAAGGAGAUCAGGAUGAUGAAGGCGAUGGGGAUAAGAACAAGAAGAAGAAGAGGAAGAAGUAUCAUAGGCACACAGCUGAGCAAAUCAGAGAAAUGGAAGCUUUAUUCAAAGAGUCACCCCACCCAGAUGAGAAGCAGAGGCAACAUCUGAGCAAGCAAUUAGGCCUUGCUCCUAGGCAAGUCAAGUUUUGGUUUCAAAAUCGUAGAACCCAAAUCAAGGCUAUACAAGAGCGCCAUGAAAAUUCUUUGCUCAAGGGGGAAAUGGAGAAACUAAGAGAUGAAAACAAAGCCAUGAGGGAGCAAAUAAACAAAUCUUGUUGCCCCAACUGCGGCACCGCCACCACAAGCCGAGAUGCCGCCGUCACCACGGAGGAACAACAACUCAGAAUCGAAAACGCCCGGCUCAAGGCCGAGGUAGAAAAACUCCGAGCAGCUCUAGGAAAACACCCUCCAGGGACAGCCUCGUCGCCUUCAUGCCCAACUGGUAAAGACCAAGACACCAGAAGUUCCUUGGAUUUUUUCACUGGGAUUUUCGGGCUGGAGAAGUCGAGGAUAAUGGAGAUUGUUAAUCAAGCAAUGGAGGAGCUGACAAAAAUGGCUACUGCUGGAGAUCCACUGUGGAUUCGUAGCGUGGAGACUGGUCGUGAAAUACUGAAUUAUGACGAGUACAUGAAAGAGUUCCCAGGUGUCAAAAGUGCAACCAACAAUGGGCGCCCAAAGAGAUCCAUCGAGGCCUCCAGGGAGACGGGGGUUGUUUUUGUGGAUCUCCCGCGGCUUGUUCAAAGUUUCGUGGAUGUGAACCAAUGGAAGGAGAUGUUUCCAUGCUUGAUCUCCAAGGCUGCCACUGUUGAUGUUAUCUCCGAUGGUGAAGGCCCUAACAGAGAUGGUGCUGUACAACUGAUGUUUGCAGAAUUGCAAAUGCUGACACCAAUGGUGCCCACAAGAGAAGUGUACUUCGUCCGAUAUUGCAAGCAACUGAGUGCUGAGCAAUGGGCAAUUGUUGAUGUUUCGGUGGACAAAGUGGAGGAUAACAUCGAUGCAUCCCUUGUGAAAUGCAGAAAACGCCCAUCCGGUUGCAUCAUCGAGGACAAAUCAAAUGGCCAUUGCAAGGUGAUUUGGGUAGAACACUUGGAAUGCCAGAAAACCACAGUUCAUACCAUGUACCGCACUAUUAUUAACAGCGGUCUAGCCUUCGGUGCAAGGCAUUGGGUGGCAACACUGCAACUCCAAUGCGAACGCCUUGUUUUCUUCAUGGCAACCAACGUUCCCAUGAAGGAUUCGACUGGCGUUGCCACACUGGCUGGGAGGAAAAGCAUAUUGAAGUUGGCACAGAGGAUGACACAGAGUUUCUGCCAUGCAAUUGGAGCAUCAAGCUUCCAUACCUGGACCAAGGUCUCAAGUAAGACAGGGGAAGACAUAAGGGUUGCUUCUAGGAAGAACUUGAACGACCCUGGAGAGCCUCUUGGGGUCAUCUUGUGUGCUGUUUCUUCUGUAUGGUUGCCUGCAUCUCCCCAUGUCCUAUUCGAUUUCUUAAGAGAUGAAGCUCGCCGGAAUGAGUGGGAUAUAAUGUCAAAUGGAGGGCCUGCACAUUCCAUUGCAAACUUAGCCAAGGGGCAAGAUCGUGGCAAUGCAGUAGCCAUCCAAACGAUGAAAUCGAAAGAGAACAGUAUGUGGAUACUUCAAGAUAGCUGCACUAAUGCAUACGAGUCCAUGGUGGUGUAUGCUCCGGUGGACAUAACCGGAAUGCAGUCGGUGAUGACGGGAUGUGACGCUAGCAACAUCGCCAUAUUGCCUUCGGGGUUUUCGAUUCUUCCAGAUGGACUGGAGUCGAGGCCUCUAGUGAUUACUUCUAGGCAAGAGGAGAAGAGCACAGAGGGAGGGUCUUUGCUUACAAUAGCAUUCCAGAUCCUAACUAAUAACUCUCCCACAGCUAAGCUUACCAUGGAGUCUGUGGAGUCUGUCAACACUCUAAUAUCCUGUACUUUAAGGAAUAUUAAGACAAGCUUGCAGUGUGAGGAUGGUUGAUCACAUAACUUUAUUAAUUAGAUAGACAUUAAUUAAUUGUAAAACUCAUAGGGUGUUUUUUUUUUUUUUGCCCUUUUCCCAAUAUUUAGUUUAGCAAAUCAGCCUUUAGAUGUGAGUUUGUUUUCAUUUGUUCUUUGGUUAGAAAGGUGGCGCUGAGCAAAGGCAUAUCUACUGCAUUUGGCUUUCUUGAGAUAGAAAGAGAGAGUGAGGGAGAGAGGUGAUUUCAGAAUCUUUGCAAGUCUAGGAAAGUGAAAUUUUCUGUGUAUAGAAUUCUUAUUUAUCAAUGUCAGAUUGUGAUUGUUAUAA
Molecule: messenger RNA, 2701 nt
Organism: Corylus avellana
Lineage: Eukaryota; Viridiplantae; Streptophyta; Magnoliopsida; Fagales; Betulaceae
Gene: GL2
Product: HD-ZIP IV family of homeobox-leucine zipper protein with lipid-binding START domain-containing protein
Biological process (GO): regulation of DNA-templated transcription
Molecular function (GO): lipid binding; DNA binding; DNA-binding transcription factor activity, RNA polymerase II-specific
Source: RefSeq, a predicted model, not a curated record